This is a messenger RNA of Rotaria sordida, 570 nucleotides long. NCBI's taxonomy places the organism in Eukaryota, Metazoa, Rotifera, Eurotatoria, Philodinida, Philodinidae. The record is from the annotation of a GenBank genome assembly.
AUGUUUAUUAUAACAUAUGAAAUCGAUAAUUAUAUUUGCUACAAGCAUAAAUACGAUAAGCAGAACUUAGCACAUUUGGACGAAAGUGUUUCAAGGAUUGAAAUGGCACACGCGAAACGAUGUUGCUUUAACUUUUGUAAAGAUUUUAAAGAAUUUGCCACUCGAGGUAGUGUAUUGGAUUUAGCUAUUGGUAUUGUUAUUGGAACUGCAUUUACUAAUGUUGUUCAAUCACUUGUUGAUGAUAUUAUUACACCUCCAUUAGGUUUACUGUUGGGUGGUGUUGAUUUUGCUAAUUUAACAAUUAAAAUGAAAAAUUUUGUUUAUACAAGUCAACCACCAGUUGUUGUUCGUUAUGGAAAAUUUAUUCAAUCAUGUCUUGCCUUACUCAUUAUAGCCAUGGCACUUUUCUGUAUUAUUAAAGCUAUAAACCAUCUAUAUAAAAUAGCAGCUAAAAAGAAAGAAAAAAAGGAAACAGACGGAAAUAUCCAGGUAACCGAAGAAGUUAAAGUAUUACGUGAAAUUCGAGAUCUACUAGCUGGCAAAUCGUCUGUGGCAUUCACGCAUAUUUAA